Messenger RNA from Saccharomyces kudriavzevii IFO 1802, 402 nucleotides. RefSeq names its product Atg41p (gene ATG41). Lineage: Eukaryota; Fungi; Ascomycota; Saccharomycetes; Saccharomycetales; Saccharomycetaceae. The record is from RefSeq and is a predicted model, not a curated record. Bases 1 to 402 code for a protein of 133 amino acids. The transcript has a single exon.
AUGUCCUCCGUGGAAUCAGCUGCCAUCUCGCACUACGAAGACGAGGUCUUCCCUCUUUCAUUUUCGAACGGCGCUUUCGAGCCUCCCAUGCUCUCGCAUAGCCCAGACAGGUCGACUUACGCGGACGACUUUUCUCAAUCCUACCAACAGGAAUUGCUGACUUCUCCAUUAUCGUACCCAAUUGUCGAUGAGUCAGAGUGUACGCGUGCUAAGGGUAAGACCGACAGCAACAUAAUAACGGGUACCGAAGAUAGUUUUAUUUUCGAUAUGGAAUUUAGCGGCAGCGGCGUCGUCGCCGCUGCUAAAGAAUCUGCCGCUGCCUCUAGCUUUGCCCUCACAAGUAACGAUGCCUUCGCUAACGUCGCCCAACAGAACUACAGACUAUGGUUGUCGUCGGUAUGA